Messenger RNA from Suncus etruscus (white-toothed pygmy shrew), 519 nucleotides. Its product is annotated as protein tyrosine phosphatase type IVA 1-like. NCBI's taxonomy places the organism in Eukaryota, Metazoa, Chordata, Mammalia, Eulipotyphla, Soricidae. The record is from RefSeq and is a predicted model, not a curated record. Gene Ontology annotation, cellular component: nucleus.
AUGGCUCAAAUGAGCCACCCAGUUCUUAUGGAAGUCAUAAACAAGAAUAUGAAAUUUCUUAUUACACACAUUCUAACCACUGUGACCUUCAACAAGUUCAUGGAGGAACUUAAGAACUAUGGAUUUAUCACGGUAGUAAGAGUAUGUGAGGCAAUUUACAACACAACACUUGUGAAGAAAGAAGGCAUUCAUGUUCUAGAUUGGCUUCUUACUAAUGAUGCACCACCAUCCAACCAGAUUACUAAUGACUGGUCAAGUCUUGGAAAAAUUAAAUUUGUUGAAGAAUCUGGCUGUUGUAUUACUGCUUAUUGUGGUACAGCCCUUGAGAGAGCACCAGCAUUUAUUGCUCCAGCUUUAAUUGAAAAUGAAAUGAAAUAUGAAGAUACAGUGCAGUUCAUAAGGCAAAAGUGGCGAGCUUUUAAUAAAAAGAAACCUUUGUAUUUAGAGAAAUAUUGUCCUAAAAUGAUGCUGUACUUCACUGACACCAACAGUCCUAGAAACAAUAGUUGCAUUCAGUAA